Molecule: messenger RNA, 1320 nt
Organism: Caenorhabditis remanei
Lineage: Eukaryota; Metazoa; Nematoda; Chromadorea; Rhabditida; Rhabditidae
Exons: 4
Coding region: 1-1320 (439 amino acids)
Biological process (GO): protein phosphorylation
Molecular function (GO): protein kinase activity; ATP binding
Source: RefSeq, a predicted model, not a curated record
AUGAACGGAGGGAAAAACGGAUCGAAACUAAGCUCUUUCAAAAACCUGAGACAAAUUGGACAUGGCGGAUUCGGUGUUGUAUAUUCGGCAGAAAGAAAUAAUGGAGAGAAAGUGGCUAUCAAAAAGAUUGGAAAGGCUGCUCUGCCGAGCCGCGUUAAAGAAGAAAUUGAAACGAUGAAACGGCUCGAUCAUAGGAAUAUCGUUAAAUUCUACGAAUCUUUUGUCGAUAACGAUGAUACCUAUGUAGUAAUGGAACUGUGCGAAGGUGGUUCUCUUAUUGAGUUUGUAAAACGAAGAGGACCCCUCGAUGACGCUACUGCCGUUCAUAUUCUCCGGCAGCUCAUCGCAGCAGUGAAAUUUAUUCACAGUAAGAACAUUAUUCAUCGUGAUCUGUCAGCGGGAAACGUUUUCAUAAAAGACGCUACAAAAGCGAAGAUGACAGUUAAACUUGGCGAUUUUGGUUUAGCCACUAGUCUUGAACAUGGCGGAACAGCAUGUACAAUUGUUGGAACUCCCGGAUACAUUGCUCCACAAGUGUUCAAUCAAAACUAUAACCAAUCCGCCGAUGUCUAUUCACUUGGAGCAGUUCUCUAUACAAUGCUAACUAAGUAUCCUCCUCCAACAAAUGGACCGCUGGAUACAAGUGAUUUAGCUAGAAGAAAUAGGAGUGCAGCCGAGUUGGUGAAACGAAUGAUGGAGACAAACCCAAAAAGACGGAUUGAGCUAAGAGAAAUUGUUAUGAGCGAAUUCAUGAAAGAAAACAUGGAUGAAGAAGGAAGAUUCUCCAGGGAACAUUCUAAAGAUAGUAGACAUCAGCUAUCCAGAGAGCCCAGAAUAUCUUCAAGAGAUGAACGUUCACAGGACAGAAGACCCCUACGAUCAUCAAGCCAGCCUGUGAAUUCUGCUAGAAUGACUCAUAACCGUUUUGAUCAAGAGAGGAUACACACAGCAUCUCAUGCCGGGAAUUCUUCAGAGAACGAUCGAGGAAGAGCGAGACAGCGAACGAGUGCUCGAGGCUUGGGGACAAGCGAUGAAACUCAAUCACGCGAACAAAUUUGGCCGAUUCGAAUGGAACGUCUUGCUGGUCAGAGGCUACACACCGCUGGUGGACGAUACAUAAUCGAGAGUGAUAGUCGUUGCCGAUUCGAAGUUGCCGGACAGCACGAAGUUGUUCUACGGAUUCUAAUCGUCGAGUAUAAUCGGUACCAACAAAAACAAACAGUCUGCGUUCAUAAGAUAAAGAACAGAGGCGAAAAAUGUCGAAAUGAGAGAGAUGAGCUGAUAGAUGUAUCUGAACCUCUUGCGGUGUAUACAACGUAA